UUGAUACGCGAGCCAUGGCUGCUCCUGUCGCUCUCAUUCAAGGUGCCAGCAGAGGACUGGGGCUUGAAUUCUGCAAACACAUUCUGAAAAACAAAAGCCUCGCUGCUGUCGUGGCGACAUGCCGAAACCCGGACGGAGUGGCGGAGCUGCGGGACCUGGCGGGACAACACCGGGGCAGACUCACGGUCCUGAAGCUGGACGUGAACCUGGAGGAGGACAUCCGCGAAGCAGCUGAGCGCGUGAAGGAGGACUUCGGUCGGGUGGAUCUGCUCGUGAACUCUGCGGCGAUGCUUCACCCCUCCGGGAAAGGAGAGACGAGCUUGAGGGACGUUUCUGCGCAGGGCAUCAUAUCCACCUUGACGACCAAUACGGUGGGACCCCUGGUAAUGGCCAAAUAUUUUAGCCCUCUCCUUCAGAAGGGCGGCGGCGCCUUCGGUCAGCAGCCUCCAGAGAAAGCGAAGCAGCACAACGGCAUCAUCGUUAACAUCACGGCGAAAGUUGGGUCCAUUGGAGACAACGGUCUAGGUGGCUGGUACAGCUACAGAAUGUCUAAAGCAGCUCUCAACAUGGCUACCAGAAAUUUAUCCAUAGAACUGGGCCGCAGUCGACCCAAGGUGGUGUGUGUGUCUUUACAUCCUGGGACAGUUAACACGGACCUCUCCAGGCCUUAUCACCGGAAUGUGCCAAACGACAAGCUGUUCAGUGCUGAGCACUCUGUGAACUGUCUGAUGGACAUCAUUAAUUCACUAAGCAUCGACAAGACCGGGAAGGCGUACAGCUGGGAUGGGACCGAGCUUCCUUGGUAGAAUCAAAAAAAGUACACAGUGUGUAGAUGUGACUUUAACCUCUUUGCGUCUCAGCAGGUCAUGCUCUGAUUAAACAGGAAUUUUACCGUUGACUCAAUGAAAACGAACCGGGUGUUUUUUAACAUUAUAAUCAAGUCACAGAGAAACCUUGUUCUCUACCUCGACACCAAAGUGCAUAAAUUAGGAUCAAUCCUUUUUGGCAAGGGUGCAUGUUUUUGUGAACUUUAAAAACAUGUUCACAAAUAAAGGAUGUGAAAUACUUGGUGUGUAUGAUCUGAUCUGACAGAUGUGCAAGUUAAGUCUUAAUCGCUGCAUCUAUCUCUGAGUCGGAGUUUGAGGUCGGGUUGGUUAAGACUCCUCCGCCUCUCCAAUUUGGACGUCCAUCUUCAAGGUGUUUAUUUGUAUUUUUAAUUUUAUUUUUUAAUUAAGAACUUGGCUAUUCCCAUCAACUUGGACCAGAUUCCUAUUCCCAUUUGAAGAAAAACAACCCCAAAACAUUUUUAAGUAUGAGGUUGGAGUUUUCAGGGUGAUGCAUGGUGUCGGCUUCAUUCAUGUGUCCUCCUUGGCUUAUUGCGAACUGUAAAUCAGACUUUCAGCUCACAAAAAGAAUAUUCACCAAACAGUGCAAGUCUAGCUCCUACGUGGGUAGGGUGUUCCAACCUUUUCCUUAUAAAGAAGACAUAUUUUUGCAUAUCUUGUGUUAAAGUUAUAUAUUUUUGUUGUCGUUUGAGUGCAAUUAAAUCACUUUCUUUCCCUGACCUAA
Poeciliopsis prolifica (blackstripe livebearer) is the source of this 1569-nucleotide messenger RNA. RefSeq lists its product as uncharacterized. The record is from RefSeq and is a predicted model, not a curated record. Lineage: Eukaryota; Metazoa; Chordata; Actinopteri; Cyprinodontiformes; Poeciliidae. The transcript has 4 exons. Bases 15 to 806 code for a protein of 263 amino acids.